AUGGAGAGUCACCAACACUACAUUGCUGAUCAGGAUGCAGAUCAAGCAGGCAAUAAUCCCCCUCCGCUUCCUGACACACCAGAUGUUGUAGCUUCCAACAGCGUUUCAGUACCAGUGCCCGCAUACCGAGAAAUUCAAGCACAAGCCCAGCAUAUGGAGAAUGUUCGAGAACAACUGAGGCGAUCUUGGGCUAACCAGAUGCAAGAAUUGACGCGUGCAGACCUCAAGAAGCACAGCCUCCCGCUUGCUCCUGUUAAGAGAAUCAUGAAAGCUGAUAACGAUAUUAGGAUGAUCGCGCAUGAAGCUUUACCAUUAUUUGCUAAAGCAUGUGAGAUGUUCAUAGUUGAUAUGACAUCACAGGCCUGGAUUGUCACAGAAGAGGACAAGAGAAGGACUGUCCAGAAAAGUGAUAUCGUUGAAGCAGUUCUUAAAACAAAUAUGUUUGAUUUUCUUGACAACAUAAUUCCAAGAGAUGAAGUGAAGGAAAGAAUUCUCAAAGCCAAAAAUGCGAGACAAGGGGCAAGUUCAUCUACUAAUAGUGGAACUCAAGCCUCAGUCCCAGCAAAACCAGGAGAUGCCGUUUAUUCCCUGGCCACAGGCUCAGCAGAUCCCGGGGCAGCAUCUGCCAGUUAUUCCCUGGCCACAAGCUCAGCAGCAUCUGUACCAGCAGCCCCCGUUUAUUCCCUGGCCACAGACUCAGCAGCCCAGGAGCAGCAUCUGCCAAUUAUUCCCUGGCCACAAGCCCAGCAGCAUCUGUACCAGCAGCCCCCGUUUAUUCCCUGGCCACAGAUUCAGCAGAUCCCGGAACAACAUCUGUCAUUUAAUGCCUGGCCACAAGCUCAGCAGCUUCUGGGCCAACAGACCCCGGAGCAGCCUCUUAUAUCUUUUACUCAAGCUGAGAACACUACUGACCAGCAAAAUUUAGAGCAGUCAUCGCUUCAAGCUGAGCAGCAACAGGACCAGCAGAAUUAG
This is a messenger RNA of Daucus carota subsp. sativus, 972 nucleotides long. Its product is annotated as nuclear transcription factor Y subunit C-3-like. Gene Ontology annotation, biological process: regulation of transcription by RNA polymerase II. The transcript has 2 exons. NCBI's taxonomy places the organism in Eukaryota, Viridiplantae, Streptophyta, Magnoliopsida, Apiales, Apiaceae. Bases 1 to 972 code for a protein of 323 amino acids. Gene Ontology annotation, cellular component: nucleus. Gene Ontology annotation, molecular function: RNA polymerase II cis-regulatory region sequence-specific DNA binding; DNA-binding transcription factor activity, RNA polymerase II-specific; protein heterodimerization activity. The record is from RefSeq and is a predicted model, not a curated record.